AUGUGGGACACAAAUCAUUAUAUUGUCGCUGCCAAUGAUACUGAUAUUGAAAUACAUACAAGAAAUAUACCUGAAGAAAAAGCUGGUGCAGAGAUCCAAACAGGUAUACAAAAUUUUGUUCGUGAUCCAGCUAAUGGUAUAUUUUUCGGAGAAAUUUUUAAUGUAUCAGAUACAAUUAAUAUCUAUCGAAGAAUGUGCGAAGAAGAAGUUAAAAAAGUUCUCAACAAUAAUGCUUUGAUUAAUGAUUAUGCACAUAAACAUAAAUUAGUUACUGGAAGUUUAAACAAAGCUUUAGAAUUUCAAAAUAAAGGUGUAUCAGAACCGAUUCAAAAAAUAGAACGAAUUGUUUAA
Rotaria sordida is the source of this 351-nucleotide messenger RNA. The record is from the annotation of a GenBank genome assembly. Lineage: Eukaryota; Metazoa; Rotifera; Eurotatoria; Philodinida; Philodinidae.